Messenger RNA from Cavenderia fasciculata, 5274 nucleotides. It is a transcript of the gene dhkI-1, whose product is annotated as histidine kinase. The coding region runs from base 1 to 5274 and encodes 1757 amino acids. The record is from RefSeq and is a predicted model, not a curated record. Gene Ontology annotation, biological process: phosphorylation; phosphorelay signal transduction system. The transcript has 8 exons. Lineage: Eukaryota; Evosea; Eumycetozoa; Acytosteliales; Cavenderiaceae. Gene Ontology annotation, molecular function: transferase activity, transferring phosphorus-containing groups.
AUGCCAGAAAAUUUAGAUACAAAGCCUACUUUAUCGGCUGCAAACGAUACUACUACUACUCCUACUGCUGCAACUAAUAAUGCAGAGGGGUUGGCUGAAUCAUCACAUCCUCAACAACAACAAGAUAAAGCAAAUACAUUAAAAACGACGACAGACCAAUCGCCAACAACAGUCGAUAAUAAUUCGCAACAACAACAACAACAACAAUACUAUUCAUCUUCACCAUCAACGUCAACACCUGUCGUUGAAUCGAAACCAAGGAGCAAUAGUAAUAGCGACAUAUUCAAGAUGGAAGACAACCACCAUUUAAUUUUAGAUGAAAUGCUAAGGAAAAAUCCAGGUGGCAUAGCAGACAUGAGUAGUAGUUGUAGUAGCAAUGAAGAAGGUUCUACUAUUUCAUCUUCAUCUUCAUCUUCAUCUUCAUCUUCAUCUUCAUCUUCCUCUAUUCCAACAACAACAACAACAUCGGUGGAUAAUACCAAACCAUUACCAAAUAAUAAUAAUAAUAAUAAUAAUAGUUUGUCAAGACAAUCAUCUUUUGGUGAUGCCAAACCAAUAGUAAUAAUGAAUAAUCAACCACCACAACCUCAACAACAACAAAACUCACCACCACUAAGAACGUCUACAGAUAGUAUGCGUCCUAUUAAUCUUCCAGUUGGUCCUGCUGAUUCAUUUCCAGAGUCUUCCUUACUUACACAUAGAAAGUCGACCAUUGGAUUUAACGAUGGUGAUGGCGAAGACAAUGACGACAAAGAUGAAGAUAGUGGAUAUCACUCACUUUUAUCGUCACCAACAAAUUCCUCCUCUUCCUCCUCCUCCACCUCUCCUUCUUUAAAUCAAACGGAUGCCGACAGACGUAAAUCGACAACCACCACUACAACCACGACGACAACUACAACAACAAAUCCAACAACUCCAAAAAUACCAACAACAGCAACAAAUAAUCCCAAUGAUAAUAACAAUAACAAGAGUGGUAUUAGUAUUACCGAUAGUAACAACAACAAAAACAAAGAGAGUAGUAGUAGCAAAAAAAAAACCAAAGAAAAAGAACCAAACCAAGAAAGAUUGACCAACAUUGUAUAUAUAGUUUUACUUUCAAUGGUAGCAUUUAACAUUUUAGUAUUGGUUUCACAUCGAUUCUUUUCCGAUCUAAGACAUUGGAGUGAUAUCAGUAUCAAUGUUCUUUUUGCUGUCAUUCAUCCCCUUCAUCUUUUAUUUUCAUUGGUACUCUUUCUCUAUCUAUUUCUCAAAAAUAGAGCCCUCAAUAUAUCAUCGGCAUCAUCACCCAAUCGACGUAUUUAUCUUCGACAACACGGUGCCAAUUCAGUGCCAGAACCCUAUCAACAAUACGACUCUGAAUUUUAUAUAGAAUUUACACAUGGACUCACAAAGAUUAUUGCUAGUAUGGCAUUUUCUGGUAUUGUCAAUGUUGUACUUGCCAAAUCUUAUUUUAAACCUACAAAUGAAUUAUUAUAUAAUGAUUCAAUUUUUAAUGUUUGUUCAUCAAUUGAAAUCAUUGUAGUAUCAUGGGUAUUUAAUCUUACUCGGCCAUAUCAAUAUUUUAUUAGUAGUAGUGGUGAUGCAGAUAGUGAAAGUAAUAAGAAAAUUGUUUUGGUCUUUAGAUUCCUUUCUCGCAUCUAUCUAUUUCUUUCAUUUGUCUUUAUCUUUUUGGUGAUUCGAUUCAGUUAUGCGCCAUUUGGAUCAUUGUUUGGACUAAAAGAGGAUUAUAGUACAACUAUACCUUCACUACACAUUCAAACACCAAUACUCAUAGCAGUCUACCUAGUACAACUAUUGAAUAUGCUCAUAAUAUAUCACUUUCAAGCCUCUAAUCAAAUCAAAGCACUCGUCAUCUCUACCAUAUUUAUUCUCUUGACAACUAUUGAUGACUACCAAAUGCCAAUUGAAAUGUAUUCAUCACCAGUAUUUUUAUUGGAGCGUUUGGUUAUGCGUAGAUGGAUGCGAUGUCUUUCUCUUUUGUUUCCCAUUCUUGGUUUGGUUUUUGAUAUGCUAUCCGAUUGGAAACACCUUUCAAUUCGUUGUUCAAAAAGUGAAACUGAAUUGGAUCACCUCAGAGAUGAUAAUAUUGCAAUCAAAGAUAACCUUGGCAAUACUUCACAAAAAUUAAAAUUACAAUCUGAUUUUACUUUAAAUACUAUAUCUCAAAUUCAAAAAAAUGUAAAUUCUUUAACCCCAUUAAUUAGUUUAUUAAAUGAUAUUGGUAUUCAUAGUGGACAAGAACCUUAUAUUAAAAAGAUUAUGAUGUCUCAAGAUAAAUUAAGAACUCUAACUCUUCAAGAUUGUGAAAAAUGUACAUUUAAUUUAGAAAGUUUAUUAGAGGAAGUAAUAUCAAAUCAUACGGUUCGUAAUUAUUUUGAAGAAAGAGAUAUAGACCUUUGUUAUCUUUUAGAUGAUAGUAUACCUAGAUUAUUGGUUGGUGAUGCUAGUAAAUUAAAGAAUAUCUUGUUGAGACUUUUAAGCAAUGCAAUCAAAGCAACCGUUCAAGGUGAGGUGGUAUUAAAAGUAUUUCCAUUAAACAAAAAUGGACCAAUCAUUAAACCCCAUUUGAUGGACCAACUGGAAUCAAAAGGAUCAGAUUCAGAUAUUGAUGAAAUUAAAUUAUGUUUUUCUGUUAUCGAUACUGGCACUGGAGUGGAAGCAGAGCUAUUGUCUCAUCUAUUUGAACCAUUUUCUUUUCUUCAAUAUGGUUAUGAUAGAUAUGGAAAUUCAAGUGAGGUUGGAUUGGGAUUGGCAAUAUGUAAACAAUUGGCAGAGUUGUUAGGAGGAAGUAUAGCCUUUUCUACAGAUAUCAACGUUGGAAGUACUUUUUCAUUGGUGGUUCCAAUGUCGAUUCACAAUAGCACUCAUGCACCUCCACCUCUUCUACUUUCUCGGUCAUCUACUGUAAAACUUAGUAAAUGGGGACUUGGUCACAAAAUAUUAGUUAUCGAUGAUAAUCCAAAUAUUCGUGCUGCAAUAGAGAUGUACUUGUCACCUCAUCAAUUUACUAUUGUUCAUUCACCUACCUACACUCAUUCCAUUUCUUUACUUCAAUCAAAUCAAGAUUUUAGUAUGAUUUUAUUGGAUUCAAUGUUACCAGAGGUUAAUAUUGAAGAAAUCAAAUCAUUAAAGAAUCAAUACAUAAAUGGUAGUGGUACUAAUGGUAAUAAGCCACCACCUUUGGUAUUAAUGUGUACAAGUAAAAGAAGAAAAUUAUAUUCCUAUCAAUCUGUACAUUAUUUAUAUAAACCUAUUAAAAAGGAACAAUUAUUAUUAAUUACACAAACAUUGAUUAGUGGAGAGAAAACAAUUUCCUCUUCCAAUUUGAUAUCUGGAACAAGUGGAGGGUUUUCCAUUACUCCAGACUAUAAAUGUUUUGUGCCUUCCUCUCCUCCCAUGUCAUAUCCUCCACCUCCUGCUCAUACUACACCCUCUCCUCGCAAUACAAUUCAUGAACCACAACAACAACAAACUCAACAACAACAACAACAAACUCAACAACAAACUCAACAACAACAACAACAACGUAUUUUACCAUCACCUAGGUCAUCACCCAAUUCACCUACACAACCGUUAUCUCCACCAUUGUCAACGAGACCAUCAUCCAUUUCAUUUGAUUCACAAACCCCUCUCAUAUUUAAUUCACUCGAGGGAUGUAAACGAAGUAAUUCCGUUCCAAACCCAUUACGGACAAGUACCCAAUCUCGACAAAUUUCAUUAUCAAAUCUUAAAAGAGAUGGCACAAGUUAUACUUAUGCAACCAUACCUUCAUCGCCAGCAAUGUCGAUGUUUAGUAAAUCAUCACUACAACAACAAUUCCAACAAAUUCAUAUCAUUCAACAACAACAACAACAACAGCAACAACAGACUAGACAACCACCUACAAUUGAUCAUUAUGUUCCAUUGACACCAACAACGACACCAACGACAUCACCCAAUCUUUUUAGUGCUACCAAUAAUAAUACUAUAAUGAAUGGGACACCACCACCUAGUGAUCUUUGUUUGGCUAGUGACCAACAUCAACAAACACCACCACUUAUUCCAGCACCUGUCACCACUAUUACAAAGACAGAGACUACCAACAACUUGUCUCCUGCCAAUGCUCCCAUUCUGGCAUCUGCUGGUGCUGUUGAUUCGCCGGCACUCGUUACUACAACCACUACAACCACUACAACCAGCAAUCCAAUCCCUCCUACUCCUCCUACAGUGACUGAUGUUGUAGAAGAUAAAUCACAAGUUCAACAUUCAACUAACCCUCCACCACCACCAACACCAUCUCACAUGGAACACCAACAUCAUCAUCAUCACCAUCAACAUAAUAAUCAUAAUAAUAAUCACAACAAUAUUAAUAUAGCAUCAUCACCAAAGUUGACUGCAGCAGAACCAGCAUCAGAGUUGUCCAAUUCAUCUACUGCCAUACCUCCACCCCAGUCAACACAACAGAAACAAUUGGGAGAUGGUAGUGUUGCUAGUAACACUCCUCCUCCAAAUAUCAAUGGUGAGAAUAGUAAUAAUAAUAAUAAUAACAACAAAAACAAUCAAAACAUUAGUAUUCUAUUGGUAGAGGAUAGUGUAAUCAAUGCAAAGAUUGCAAUGACAGUGCUAAAAAAACACAACUUUAAAGUGGAACUUCAAAGCAAUGGUCAAUUGGCACUAGAUCGUAUCAAAUCUGGACACUCUUCAUUUGAUCUUAUAUUGAUGGACAUUCACAUGCCUGUGAUGGAUGGACUUACAUGUGCGAGAAUGAUUCGAAGAUUUGAAGGUGACCACAAACUUUUCUCACUUCCCAUUAUAGCUCUCACAGCCGAUAGUUCGGCGGGACACAAAAACACAUGUCUCGAUGCAGGAUGCAAUGAAUUUAUGUCAAAACCAUUGGAUUAUAUACAGUUGGUUAGCCUUUUAAAGAAAUUAUUAGAUAAUAGUAAUAGUAAUAGUAUUCUAUUGAAUGAUGCCCAACAACAAUCUAAUAAUUCAUCAUCAUCAUCCACUGUAAAUAGUAGUAUUAGUAGUAUUAGUACCACCAAUUCAACGAGUACAGCUUCAAUAUCUGUUAAUUCUUCAUCUUCAUCUUCUUCAUCCUCAUCCUUGUCAACAGCAACAAUGAAUAAUAAUAAUAAUAAUAAUAAUAAUAAUAAUAAUAAUAAUAAUAAUAAUAAUACGUCGAUCAACAACAAUAAUAAUAGUAUGAAUGAUUAUAAUAGUCCAACUGCAAGACAAUCACCCACGUCUUCAACCACAACUACAACAACAACAACGACAUCACACGAUCAAUAA